Mercurialis annua (annual mercury) is the source of this 1900-nucleotide messenger RNA. Its product is annotated as protein JINGUBANG-like. The record is from RefSeq and is a predicted model, not a curated record. The transcript has a single exon. The coding region runs from base 199 to 1701 and encodes 500 amino acids. Gene Ontology annotation, molecular function: protein binding. Lineage: Eukaryota; Viridiplantae; Streptophyta; Magnoliopsida; Malpighiales; Euphorbiaceae.
AAAUUUAAAUUUUCUCAUCUAUUUAUCAAUUUCUUUCCAACUAUUUUCCAUGCAUUUUCACCAUGUCCUCUCCUAUUUUAACCACCCCUAAUCUUAGCUCACAACUAAAUUUACUGAGCUCGAGAUGGCACGUCAUCAUCGGAAACUUCUUUUUUACAGCCACAAUUUACAAAACGGAAUAACAAAAUAUCCUUAACAAUGGCUAUUCUGUUCAUCAUAAUUUGCUUAAUUUCUAUUAUAGUUCUCACCGAAUUUCCUCUCCAUUCCCACGUCCGAAUUCUAGAUGCAAUCUUCAGUUUAUUCUAUUGCUGUUCUUCUCUGAUAUUGUGUAAACUCAACCGGAAUCUCAAGUCAUUAAUGAAGGGCUUGUCGCCGUCUCGACCGCAAGGCGAGACCAAACCGCCGCCCGGACACGGCCAUCGAGGCCAUAGAAUCAAAACCUCCAAUGGAGAUAGUAAUAGUAUGUAUCAAAGUAUUGGAAGUAGCGGGCAAGAUUAUAAUUUCUUGAACUUUGACUCGGGAUCUUCUGUUAAUGAUCAAGUUACGUCCCCGUUGACUAAAUCUCCAUGGUCGUCUCAGACAAAUCUUGAUGAGUAUGAUAAAGAUGAGAAAAUUAAUCAAGAUUUUUCACCUAAUGUACUUAUGGGUUCGUUAGUGCGUGAAGAAGGGCAUAUUUAUUCAUUGUCAGCAAAUAAGGAGCUUCUGUAUACCGGUUCGGACAGCAAGAAUAUUCGUGUCUGGAAGAAUCAGAAGGAGUAUUCCGGGUUUAAAUCGAACAGCGGGUUAGUUAAAGCGAUUGUAAUAACCGAAAACGGGAUAUUCACCGGUCAUCAGGAUGGUAAAAUCAGACUAUGGAAAAUUUCGACCAAGAACCAAACCGUUUAUAGACGAGUUGGUAGUUUACCGAAGUUUACGGAUUACUUAAAAAGCUCGAUCAAACCGAGUAAUUACAUAGAAGUUCGACGAAACAAAAACGCGGUUUGGAUUAAACAUUUCGACGCUAUUUCGUGUCUGAGUUUAAGCGAGGAUAAAUUGCUUCUUUACUCUGCUUCGUGGGAUAAAACGUUUAAAGUGUGGAGAAUUUCGGAUUGGAAAUGUCUCGAAUCGGUCGUUGCUCAUGACGAUGCAUUGAAUUCGCUUGUGAACGGAUUGGAUAAUUUGGUUUUUACGGGCUCUGCGGACGGGACGGUUAAGGUUUGGAGAAGAGAGACGCAAGGAAAAGGAACGAAACAUUAUUUUUCUCAAACAUUGUUGAAACAAGAUAGUGCCGUUACGGCAUUGACGAUUAAUCCUGAAUCGACGAUUAUUUAUAGUGGCUCGUCCGACGGGAUUGUUAAUUAUUGGGAAAAGAAUCGGCAAUUAGCGCACGGGGGUAUUCUAAAAGGGCAUAAGCUGGCGGUUCUUUGUUUAGCAACAGCGUCGAGUCUUGUGUUUAGUGGCUCGGCCGAUAUGGGAAUAUGCGUGUGGAGAAGACUAGGCGGCGAUCAUAUAUGGUUGUCGUUGUUAACGGGGCAUACGGGGCCGGUUAAGUGUUUGGCGACGGAGAAAGGUCCGGAAUCAGAGGCUGGUGAGGCGCGGUGGACUUUGUAUAGUGGUAGUCUUGAUAAGUCGGUGAAAAUGUGGCGCGUGUCUGAGAAUGCCCCGCCGAUGGUUUGGAACGGGUGUGCUAGUUCUAUGCCCGUGUCGAUACCGUCGUUCUGAAUUUAAUUUCAUGGUAGAAUCGGUGAAGUAAGGAAUUGAAAUGAAUUUAUGAUAUAGAAAAAAGUUGAUGAAUUGAUGUAUGAAUUUUAUCAUUUUACAUUCACAAUUCCAUCGUUAAAAAAAAAGGAGCUGUGACCAAUCAUUGUAUUCAUCCCAAAUUUCAUAGUAUUAUCAUUAAUUUGUUACAAUGUUUUUACAA